AUGGCGUCCACCUUGGAAUCUGAAGCCUCAUUCAAGGCCAGAGCAAAGGAGAUUGGGUUGGCCGAGACAGUUGUGAAUGAACUGGUCGCAAAUGGCGUGAGAUCUUUCGGAUCAUUGGCCUUCAUCACCCCCUAUCGACCGGGCCAGUCCGACGAGGCCCCACUGAUAGAGGCUUUAAAGAAGGUGCUGAAUAGGGACCCAACAAACCCAGAGUUGAUCAUUUUGAGACGCUUGUUUUUCGAGAGUUGCACAUUAGCUUUGUCCGACAUGAAGCAGCGCACUGAACGUGACGACACUUCAGAGCCAGCAAGGAUGCCAGUCGCUGAAAGAAACGCAAGGUUGAGUGAUCAGAAAAACCGACUUAAUGGUCUCCAUUUUUCUCCAGAGAAUGAGCCGAGUCACAAGCUGGUCGACAUGAUUUGUCAGAUGGGGGUUGAUCAAACUCUUGAAUGGAUCCCUUGGGAGCAGUUGACUAGCCGCGCAGCCGAAAUCACUCAUUCGCAGAAGGACUUCAAGAUCUCUUUCGACUCCCAAGGUGGAUUGAAAGUUGCGCCCAAGCAUCAGACACCAGAUGCAGUCAUCACAGGAGAGAUGAAAGUCCGUCAAGCCCUCAAUCGAAAAUCUGCCAAUGAGAACAAUCAUGCAAGUUAUGCGAACCCUUCAAAAGGGAAGGGAAAAGGACAUGGUGUGAAGAAGGACUUCAACAAGGACAAGGGCGCAGGACAGCAGUUGCAGUUGCCUCCAAAUUGCAAUCAGAUGACAAAGGAUGGAAAGCCCAUUUGUGAAAGCGAGUAUCUGCUGCUCCUUUGUCAGCGAUUCGUUGCACUCAUCAAGAGCCACUUGGUGUCAACGUUUUCCUUCAAUCCGCAAGUCGCGCAGCCUGGAGCGCGCCAGCAAUCUCGCAAGCAUCGAGCUUUGAUUCCCGAAUACCAUAGGUUCCAUUUGUCACUGCCAGAGCACGCCAGAGAAGUGCUGAAAGGUAAGAGAUUGCUCCUGUUCAAACAUUUGCUCCAAGAAUCCGGGUGCCCUGACCUGGAAGCCUUCGACUUAAUGCAGGGAGUACAUCUCGUGGGGGUGGCAACAAGAUCGCCCUUUUUCGGAGACAAAAUUGUGCCAGCUACCACCACGCCAGAGUUUGCUGUGUUGUCAAACAAAUGGCAACGGAAAAAGAUCGAAGCAAAGAACAUCCAUGCUGACGAUCCUGAGCUGUCCAAAACCCUAUGGGAAACGACUAUGCAGGAAGUUGACCGCGGUUUUUUGCAAGGGCCGUACGAGUCGCUUGAAGAGGUGCACCAAGUCUUGGAGGCCAAAGGCACAGUGUGUAGUAGAAGAUUUGCCAUAAUGCAGAGUGGGAAACCUCGCAUAAUCGACGACUUGAAGGAGAGUGGUGUAAAUAGAGCUUUCACAGCAGUAGAUCGCUUGACCUUGCACGACAUUGAUUAUGUGACUUCCUUUUGCCAUUUCAUCACGACUACCAUCAAACAUGCUUUGGAAUCCUCGGAGAAAACAGUAGAAGUGAAGUUGAAGGAUGGUUCAAUUCUUCGAGGUUCAUUGCAUUCAGACUUCCAUGAGCCAUGCGUGUGGAAGGGCCGUUGUAUUGACCUGUCAAAGGCAUACAAGCAGAUCCCUGUCAGCAGCCAGUCCAGGAAGUUUGCAGUGCUGAUGGUGCACCAUUUCGAGACAGAGAGGCCUGUGUAUUUCCUGAGCCGAAGCUUGCCCUUUGGGGCAAGUGCGAGCGUUUUUGGUUUCAACCGCAUCUCCAAAAGCUUGUGGCACAUUGCUACGAAAGGAUGCUUGAUGAUGGGAGGCGUGUUUUUCGAUGACUUCCCUAUCGUAGAGCCGGAGUCCUUGUGCUCCCUUGCAUCGAAAUCGGUAGAGGGUUUGCUGAAAGCUUUGGGGUGGCAAUAUUCAGAUGAUCCGAAGAAAGUCGUUCCCUUCGAUUGUGCUUUUGACGUGCUUGGAACCAGGAUUGAUGUUUCAGGACUGCAUGGAAGAUCUUUCAGCAUAGAAAACAAGCAGUCAAGGUUGGAAAGAAUAGAUGCCUUGCUGAAAGAAGUGCAAGAAGCAGAUGCGAUUUCCAAACGCCAAGCUCAGGUGAUCCACGGAAACUUGAACUUCGCGAUGAGCUUCUUUUUGGGACAUACCAUGAGAAUUGCUGCCAGAGCGUUCGCUGCCCUUACGAUGGACAGUUGCAAACCGGCUCCAGGCCAGAUCACUGACCUGUGUACAUGGGCCACGGGGGUUUUGCAGUUUUUGGCACCAAAGGUCAUAGAUCCCAGUGGUGAUCCCAGACCGGUUGUCCUUUUCACAGACGCUGCGUAUGAAGAUGAUGUAGCGACUUGGGGAAUGGUUUUGCUGGACCCUGUCACCGACACCAGAACCGCUGUGGGUGGCCGAGUUCCAGACUUCCUUGUGCAGAAAUGGCAUGCAUUGGGGAGUGAUCAGGUGAUAACGCUUGCCGAAGCUUUUGCCGCGUUGCUGGCGCGGAUUGUCUUCAGAAGCUAUAUAUCUCAACGGAGAGUCUUGAUUUUUGUAGACAACGAAGGAGCUCGUCACUGCCUGAUCAAGGCUACAAGCCAGACGUUAGCUUUGUUGCAGAUAGUACAACUUUUCCAUGGCUGCGCUGAAGUUGAUCGCUGCAUACCUUGGAUAGAACGAGUGCCAUCAGCUUCGAAUGUUGCAGACUUGCCAAGUCGAAACAAGACCGAAGAAGCCAUAGCCAUAAUAGAUGGCAGUCCUUGGACCUCAGAAGUGGAUGUAGAAGCUGUGGCUGAGAUGUGUUGCAAUUUCAAUGGAUUGCCCAGGAUCCUAACGAAACUUACAUGCAAUGCCUUUGAAGCUUCUUUUGAUCCACUUUUACAUGACGACAACACAGGGGACUAAACGGGUCAUGUGCCAUUGCA
This is a messenger RNA of Durusdinium trenchii, 2903 nucleotides long. The record is from the annotation of a GenBank genome assembly. NCBI's taxonomy places the organism in Eukaryota, Dinophyceae, Suessiales, Symbiodiniaceae.